AUGGCGUCCGAUUCUUCAAUCACCACUGCUAGGCAGGCCACUCGCGAAGAGAUGCGCGAUGCCAAACUUCCCCUGGCUUACCGCGACAGCUGUGCCCACCUUCUUAUUCCGCUAAACCGGUGUCGCUACGAUACCUACUACCUCCCGUGGAAGUGCGAGGACGAGCGACACACAUACGAAAAGUGCCAGUACGUCGAGUUCAAGAAGCGCGUCGCCAAGAUGGACGAGUUGAGGGCGGCCAAGGGUGGAGCGCGGAGCAACUGA
This is a messenger RNA of Neurospora tetraspora, 264 nucleotides long. RefSeq names its product NADH-ubiquinone oxidoreductase B18 subunit-domain-containing protein. Gene Ontology annotation, cellular component: mitochondrion. The transcript is spliced from 3 exons. Bases 1 to 264 code for a protein of 87 amino acids. Lineage: Eukaryota; Fungi; Ascomycota; Sordariomycetes; Sordariales; Sordariaceae. The record is from RefSeq and is a predicted model, not a curated record.